Molecule: messenger RNA, 934 nt
Organism: Zonotrichia albicollis (white-throated sparrow)
Lineage: Eukaryota; Metazoa; Chordata; Aves; Passeriformes; Passerellidae
Source: RefSeq, a predicted model, not a curated record
GAAAAUGAGCAGUUAGUCAAGAAGGUGAAAAAACUACAUAUAAAAAAUAAGGAGCUAGAAAGGAAUCUGGAUCAGAUCCAAGAACAACUGUAUCUGCAGCAGUUAAUGCAUGUCUGUGGCACAAGCAGAGAUGUUCAGGUUCAAACAGAAACCCAUUUAUGGCCUAAGGGUGGAGACAGCAAGGAUCUGGUUCUAGAGAGUGACAGUGUCAGACUGCUUCAGAUGUAUAAUGAGCUUCAGAAGCGUUAUGUUAAAGAAACCAAAACAAACAAGGAGCAAAGUGAAGCCAUUAAAAAUCUCACUAUUAAAAUUAAUGAGCUAGAGCAUAAUCUUCAAGAGCAGAGGCAAAGAAUUGAGCAACUGGAAUGUAAAAAGGUUUCUUGGAAAACUAGUGCUGUUUCUAGAAAACGAAGUCAAACCCCAGAGGGAGGAGUAGCUUCUCACAAGGACAUUUCUGCAGAGAAGGAAGCCUGUUGUGGUAGAUAUUUAGAGCUAUUGUUGAAGGAGAUUAAAAAGCUGAAGAAAGAAAAUGGAAAGUUGUCUGCAGAAAAGAGAGCACUAAAAAAUGAAUUAGCUGGAUUAGACAAGGAUUUUUUUGAAGAGAUAGAAGAUCUAAAACAUGCUGUACAGGAAUCUGUGAAACUCAACAAUGAGUAUGAAAAGUGCUUGAAACAAAUCAGUGUAAUGUAUGGAUUUCCUUUUACUGCACAUUUGUAACUACUAGGUAAUUUAAUGCCAGGUAGAGUUUCUACAUAUUUUUUGUAAUUACUGCAACAUUUAAACCUACCAUUGCUUAAGUGGUACCGUAGUUUGAUAAUACAGAUUCCACAAUGUGAUCUCAUUAUGACAAGUGCUUGGAAAUGUUGUAUUUUGUGACCUAGAUUUUGUUUGUUUGUGUAUAUAUUUAAAUAAAGUCUGAUCUGCAUAAAUUCAA